This is a messenger RNA of Lepus europaeus (European hare), 1486 nucleotides long. It is a transcript of the gene TMEM158, whose product is annotated as transmembrane protein 158. Gene Ontology annotation, molecular function: peptide binding. The record is from RefSeq and is a predicted model, not a curated record. The coding region runs from base 1 to 897 and encodes 298 amino acids. The transcript has a single exon. Lineage: Eukaryota; Metazoa; Chordata; Mammalia; Lagomorpha; Leporidae.
AUGCUGCCCCUGCUCGCCGCGCUCCUGGCCGCCGCCUGCCCGCUGCCGCCCGCCCGCGGCGGCGCCACGGACGCGCCGGGCCUCCUCGGGGCGCCCGCCAACGCCUCGACCAACGCGUCGUCCGCCGGGGAGCCCGCCGCCCCGCGCCUUCUUGCCUCGGCGGCCCCCGGGCACCCGGAGCGCGCAGGUCCGGAGGAGGCGCCGGCGGCCGCGCCGUGCAACAUCAGCGUACAGCGGCAGAUGCUGAGCUCGCUGCUCGUGCGCUGGGGCCGCCCGCGGGGCCUCCAGUGCGACCUGCUGCUCUUCUCCACCAACGCGCACGGCCGCGCCUUCUUCGCCGCCGCCUUCCACCGCGUCGGGCCGCCGCUGCUCAUCGAGCACCUGGGGCUGGCGGCCGGCGGCGCGCAGCAGGACCUGCGCCUCUGCGUGGGCUGCGGCUGGGUGCGCGGCCGCCGGCCCGGCCGCCUCCGGCCCGCCGCGCCCGGUCCCGGCCCCAGCGCCGGGACGCCCUCCGCGCUGCCAGCCUACCCCGCGGCCGAGCCGCCGCCGGGGCCGCUGUGGCUGCAGGGCGAGCCGCUGCAUUUCUGCUGCCUGGACUUCAGCCUGGAGGAGCUGCAGGGCGAGUCGGGCUGGCGGCUGAACCGCAAGCCCAUUGAGUCCACGCUGGUGGCCUGCUUCAUGACCCUGGUCAUCGUCGUGUGGAGCGUGGCCGCCCUCAUCUGGCCGGUGCCCAUCAUCGCCGGCUUCCUGCCCAACGGCAUGGAGCAGCGCCGGACGGCCGCCAGCGCGCCCGCCGCCGCCCCCGCCGCCGUGCCCGCGGGCACCACCGCCGCGGCCGCCGCCGCUGCUGCCGCCGCCGCCGCCGCGGCCGUCACCUCGGGGGCGGCGACCAAGUGACCGCCGCGGCCGCGCGCCGGCCGGGGACUCCGUGCCGUAGUUGUCCUUCGUUCUUCUUCCCGGGAGGGGGCCGCCGGGGAGGCCCCCGCGCGGUGGGAAAGCGCGGAUUGUGUGGGGCUGCUCGCUCCUACCGAAAAGCAGGUGCGAGCCGCGAGGCGCGAGGGCGGGAUCCGCGACUCCCGGGGCUGAGCGCAGAGAAGCGGGGGCCCUGCCCCCUCCCAGUGUCGCACCCCCUGCCCGCCUCCACGCGCUCCCUGAUUCCUGGCAGAAAAUGACCAAAUCCUGUGUAUUUGUUUUAUAUAUUUAAUAACUGUUUUAAAUGAAAGUUUUAGUAAAAAAAAAUCACAAAACAAAAAGAUUAUAUCACUAUUGCUGUAGUACAGGAGCUCUUUGUAUCCGGACGCGGUUGUAUUUGAGGUUUGUUGUUUUCUAAUUUAUUUUAAGGGGAGGGGGCGGGGCGUGGGAAGGAUUUCACGUCGCUGCAAACGGACUCAGAAACCUUCCAAGCCGCUCUCCAGUGACGUGGCCUGCUGGGCGUUUCUUCUUGUACUUCUGUGGAUUUUUUGGCUUUUAAUACAGACGUUUUCCU